GACCAGAUCAUUCCUGCAUACGAUUUACACCUCAAUUGCCAUGCUUAACCUGAUUCCCCCUGUUUCCCGACUCGUGUUUCAAGAUCUUCAUCUCAUCGAUAAGACAACGCGCUGCGUGCGUGGGUUGACUAAUGGUUAGUGGCCUUUUAAAGUCAAUUCAACGAAGUGCUUCUCGUUGCGCAGGAUACUGGGAAAAUUCCACCCUUCUUCUCUCAGCUUCUUUCAGCAGCAUACACCUUCAUACACUUACACAAUGUCAAGCGACCAAGCGCGGAUGAACACUACCAGUGUGUUGAGGAAAUCGCUUAUUGGGGAACCUCUUAACACCCAAUUCUACCUGUUCUCCACUCGUUCAAAGCCCGAUGGCAAUGUUACCAAGCUUCAACCACUGUUUGCCUACCACGAAGCCCUCACUGCGAGCUCAGGGUAUUUUGGUGAUUUACUUUCCGAAGAAGAAACGCCAAAUGAUCCUAACUGGUUCGAAUUCCAAGAUCAGCAUCAUGAAAAGUUCGCACUUCGCGCAACCAUCUCUGCGGAACAAAUGCCUCGAACACCAUCGAUCAAGGAUUCCAAUACCCAAGAAAUGCAACAUGGCACUAUUCCGGGCCGCAGAGUAUUGGUAACAGAUACUGCAUUUAAGACAUGGCAGGUUUUGUUGUACUAUUUGUACACCGAUGAGAUCACUUUCGCACCUUUGCGAUCACAAGCAAGUCCGACAACGAAAAAUUCAAGCCUUAAUGAGCCCCCAUUAUGCUCGCCGAAGUCCAUGUAUCGCCUGGCAUGUAAAAUAAAGCAUGAUGGAUUGCAGAUCAAAGCGCUUGCUGCGAUACGAUCUAGUCUGACUGAACACAAUGUCCUACAAGAACUCUCUUCGUCUCUGACAUCUAGGUUUCCUGCCAUUCUCGAGAUGGAAGUCGAGAUUUUGUUCCAGCAUAUCACUACUCCCACUGUCACGAAAGACUUUCCGAUACUUAUUCGAAGGAUCGUUGGCGCUAGCAGUACCGACUUUCCUCAUGGGGCUGAAAUCUUGACCAAACUCCAUGAAAAAAUGUCAAGUCAACUCCCCCGGGGGCGGAGAAAAACA
This is a messenger RNA of Suillus subalutaceus, 1084 nucleotides long. RefSeq lists its product as uncharacterized. Lineage: Eukaryota; Fungi; Basidiomycota; Agaricomycetes; Boletales; Suillaceae. The record is from RefSeq and is a predicted model, not a curated record. The transcript is spliced from 6 exons. The annotation marks the transcript as partial.